AUGAAGAGCACAGACCUCUCAAGAGAAGUUUUUAAGUGGGAAACUCUUGACAGAGACAUACUCGAGCUUAUCUUCACUAAGCUCGACAUAAGAGACCUUAUCAAGGGAGCUUCACGCGUCUGCAUCUCCUGGUUCCUUGCCUCUCACAACAAAACCCUGUGGAACACCGUCGACCUUGACAAGCUCAAACAAGUAGAUAAAGAAGGCCUAUUCCGUAGGAAUAUUCUGACUAAGAUCAGCAACUACUUCUUCGAUUUUUGUCAAGUACGCAGAAGUCUCACGGAUAUCACCAAGUUUAGCCGCAAUGCCCCAAAGAAUUUGUUCUUUAGCUUCAAUUCCUAUAUAGAAGAGCGCGAUCUGAUGUUCGCUGCUGUGAAGAUGCCAAACACAACAAUUGAAAUAGAGAAACUUGUUUUACCACGCUGGUGCCUCUAUAACAAGGAUUCAUUCCGGUUUGCGUUCAGUAAAUGGAAGAUUCUUAAAACACUGAUCAUCGCGCAUGAUGAGCGUAUCACCGGGACAUUUGAGUUUCAAGCUGUGGGAGAGAACUGUAGUAACCUCACCAACUUGAAAUACUUGGGUUGUUUGCAAGAUUACAUUGCUGACCAAAUCGUGCUUUACCUCCAGAACCUCAAGAGGUUGAGUCUGCGAUGCUCUUUAGUCACCACUACAGGAGUACUAUCGCUAAUAACGGGCCUUCAAAACCUCGAGGUCCUUAAUCUGUCACAUUGCAAAAAUUUGGCUCUGCAUCGUGGCCCCGUACCUAUUGACGGUGUUGUACAAGCCGCCACUCAGAAGCUUAACAAAAUUAUCCUGUGUUAGCAAGGUUGCAGCUUCUGCAAAGAUCAACGUAGCUUUUCAUGGACCUCAUUUUCAAAGCAUUGGCAAAAUGAUGAGAUAAAUGAACUUGAAUUCUGA
Messenger RNA from Eutrema salsugineum, 918 nucleotides. Its product is annotated as putative F-box protein At4g11580. The record is from RefSeq and is a predicted model, not a curated record. Gene Ontology annotation, molecular function: protein binding. The transcript has 3 exons. Lineage: Eukaryota; Viridiplantae; Streptophyta; Magnoliopsida; Brassicales; Brassicaceae.